Molecule: messenger RNA, 1025 nt
Organism: Styela clava
Lineage: Eukaryota; Metazoa; Chordata; Ascidiacea; Stolidobranchia; Styelidae
Product: all-trans retinoic acid-induced differentiation factor-like
Source: RefSeq, a predicted model, not a curated record
AAUUUUUUCAUCAAAACUUAUUAUCCAUUUUUAUUAGCCUUGAUAUAUUUUUUCACUAAAUUAAUCUUAUUAAGGUAAUAUCAAUGAAAAUCUUAGUAUGGCUUGGAAUUUGUAUCAGCUUUGGAAAAGGAGUGGUAGAUAAUGAGGAUGUCUGUUCCCUGCAAUCAUGCUCAGAUCCAUACCCUCCUAAUGGAUCAUUUGUUGACAAUUGCAAUUCACAUCCUAUGCUGAGACUUCAGGGACAUUGCUGUGAGAACUUCUCAUCUGGACAUGUUGUCGGUAUUGAUCUGUCUUUCUGCAAGCUUCGUAACAUCAAAACAUUGUUUCAUCAAUAUACUGAAGUUACAAAAAUUAAUCUUACAAACAACCCAGAUUUGAAGUUUCAAAAUACAAGUUUUCUCGGGCUGAAGAAACUUUGUCAAAUAUCAGUAGAUAAAAAUGUGGAAUGCAAUAGUCAAUGGAAUUGGUUCAACAGUUCAUGGCAAGCUUGGAACAAUACUGAAGAUGAUAAGCAUGACAGAAAAUGCAUCAAUCAAACUAAUACCUGCAACUUAUUGAAGCAGUAUCAUAAUUAUACAUGUCCAGACAAUUCAAAUUGUAUUAACAAUGGACCAGGACAAUUUUUAUGUGAUUGCAAGCAUGGUUGGGGAGGUUACAAGUGUUUAAGAAAAACUGAUUCAGACUUGAAGCUUCCUAUUUUAGCUGGAACAGCUGCUGCAACUGUACUUUUAUCCUCCAUUUUGUGGUACACACAAAGAAGGCAUGUGAUAUAGUCAACUUGAGACGGUCUGAAUUUUUAUCCCGCAACAACUCAAGGCUGCAAAAUGAGCAGAAAUAUGCUAACACUGUGUAUCUCAUGGGCAACAGUUAAUUCUGAACUGAUAAUUUGUAUGUCAACUUUAUAGAGUGUCAUACUCAAAUUAAUAACUGUGCAAUAUAUUUAUGGUUUGAUUUUUAUCAUUAUUGUGAGCUUCGAUUUUUAUCGUUAUUGUGAGCUUUUUAUAUAAAAAUGUGGUUUUAUUGUA